GAUGGUCAUUGACAGCUAUCAGACAUUGACACCAUGAUUUUCAAAGUUAUUGCAUGCAUCAGUAUCUGCAUUGGCUGGGGGAAUGCCUUUGAGGUUUUCCAGCCCAACCGAGUGGAAGCAAACAACAGCGGGGUAGCCAGGCUGAGGUGCAACUACAACUUCACAGGGAAGGGAGAGGAGUUCAGAAUCACACUCUUCCGGGGAAUCAGCGACCAAACCAUCGUCUGCGCCUCUUCUUUCCAUCUUCCUAACACCACCUUCGAGACCAAAGAAGGGCUGUUCAGCUGCCAGGGUGAGGCAAGCAGGAACAGUGUGGACCUCACCAUAUCGGGGAUGAGCAGCUCCGAUACAGACUUCUACAAGUGCCGGGUGGAAAUAAUGUACCCACCACCGUAUCGACAGAGGGUGGGAAAUGGAACUGUGAUUUACAUUCCAGAAAUUCAGACUUGUCCUAAAAUUGAAAGCAGUAUGGAGUGGAUCAUCGUGGCAGUCUCUGGCUGUAUAAUAGCAUGUACUGUAAUCAUAAUAGCGGCCAUCUUGGUAAUUAGGAUUUGUCAACAGAAAUGGAAAGCUGACUAUGUUGAUAUGUCACCAGUAAUAUCAGAGAAGAGAAACUCUAAUAACCGCUAUGUAAUUUUGUGAAGUGAAUAAGAAUGGUAUCUUUUGUUUUUGUUUGGAAACAAGCAUUAUCAGAUCUAUUGUACAUCACAGACUCAAGCCUUGCCACCAAGGUUCAGUUUAUGUGAUCAGAGUUAACAUUAUAUGUUGUAUGUUAAAUGUUUAUUUUGGGCAGUGAUGUCACUUCUCUACAAUGAGGUGUGACAUCACCAUGAACCCUGUAAAAUAUUAUCGCAUCAUAAUUUAGCAGUCUUGUGAAAUCUAUAUUGAUUAAAAUUACACGUUCCAAAAUUUGGAUUUUAUUUAACCUAAUACUGUAUGUAAAAUCUUAUCAUGAACACCAAUGUUAAUUUUCUGUGAAAAAUAAUAGUUGCUUUAACAAGCAUUUGAAUGACAUCAUUUAGAUAUUUAGUUGAUGAAACAAGAGUUCUACUUUACUGUACUUUACUGAUUAUGUUAUGUUAUAAACUUUAUGUUAUAAAGUGCUUGGUGAUGGUGGUCCACUAUGAAAGGCGCUAUAUAAAAUAAAGAUUGAUUGAUAAACUUUUUUUUUCUCAAUAUUUAAAGUUUCUUCAUUAAUGUGUAAUGAAUUGCCUUAUUCUACUCUCUACCACUAGGCGGCACUGUUGUUCUGCAAGCGCCUCUGGUUUACAAAACAGUUCUAAACACUAGUGGUCGAUAGAUGUCUUGAGUUUAUCAUUGUGAAAAUGAUUAGC
This is a messenger RNA of Acipenser ruthenus (sterlet), 1334 nucleotides long. RefSeq names its product cytotoxic T-lymphocyte protein 4-like. Gene Ontology annotation, biological process: T cell receptor signaling pathway; regulation of T cell proliferation. Gene Ontology annotation, cellular component: external side of plasma membrane. The transcript is spliced from 4 exons. NCBI's taxonomy places the organism in Eukaryota, Metazoa, Chordata, Actinopteri, Acipenseriformes, Acipenseridae. The coding region runs from base 34 to 642 and encodes 202 amino acids. The record is from RefSeq and is a predicted model, not a curated record.